Paramecium tetraurelia is the source of this 572-nucleotide messenger RNA. RefSeq lists its product as uncharacterized. Gene Ontology annotation, cellular component: cytoplasm. The transcript is spliced from 2 exons. The record is from RefSeq and is a predicted model, not a curated record. Lineage: Eukaryota; Ciliophora; Oligohymenophorea; Peniculida; Parameciidae. Bases 1 to 525 code for a protein of 174 amino acids. Gene Ontology annotation, biological process: vesicle-mediated transport; intracellular protein transport. Gene Ontology annotation, molecular function: GTPase activity; GTP binding.
AUGGGUCUUUCAUUCUCUAAAUUGUUCGAACAGUGGUUCGGAAAGAAAGAAAUGAGAAUUCUAAUGUUGGGUUUGGAUGCAGCAGGUAAAACAACCAUUUUGUACAAAUUGAAAUUGGGAGAAGUGGUCAGCUCUGUCCCCACAAUCGGAUUCAAUGUUGAAACUGUGGAAUACAAGAACAUCAAAUUCACAGUAGUGGGAUGUCGGAGACUCUUAUGGAGACAUUACUAUCAAAACACACAAGGUCUCAUUUUCGUCGUUGAUUCAUCAGACAAAGAGAGAGUUGAUGUUGCUAGAGAAGAAUUGAUGAGAAUGUUGGGUGAAGACGAACUCAGAGACGCUGUCUUGUUGGUCUUUGCCAAUAAACAAGAUAUGGGUGUAAUGACAGUCCCUGAAAUCACUGAAAAAUUGGGAUUACACACUCUUAGAAGAGAGUGGUACAUUCAAGGUACCUGUGCACUCACUGGAGACGGAUUAUAUGAUGGUUUGGAUUGGUUAGCUAAGACAGUUGGAAAGAAGAAGUGAAUUAUAAGAACUUUUUAUAUAUAAAAUCAUUGUCACAAUUUAAUUAA